Messenger RNA from Diachasmimorpha longicaudata, 1547 nucleotides. It is a transcript of the gene Hsdl2, whose product is annotated as hydroxysteroid dehydrogenase-like protein 2. The coding region runs from base 158 to 1387 and encodes 409 amino acids. The record is from RefSeq and is a predicted model, not a curated record. Gene Ontology annotation, cellular component: mitochondrion. The transcript is spliced from 6 exons. Lineage: Eukaryota; Metazoa; Arthropoda; Insecta; Hymenoptera; Braconidae.
GCAGAUGGCAGACACCAACACUGGGUGGAUACUCUAGAGGACAAGAAUUUUUUUACUGUUAUUUUUACGAUCGGUUUCGUUAGUUUGUAAAUUAGUUUUUUCAGUGCGAGUUGGAAUAGUGCUUUGGUUACAGUUGUGGAUUUUGUGGAGUGUUACAAUGUUGAAAAAUACUGGAAAACUUGCUGGCAAAACCUUAUUCAUUACUGGAGCAUCUAGAGGAAUUGGCAAGAGUAUAGCUUUGAAAGCAGCUCAAGAUGGAGCCAACAUUGUCAUAUGUGCCAAGACUGCUGAACCCCAUCCAAAAUUGCCAGGCACUAUUUACACAGCAGCGAAAGAAGUGGAAGAAGCAGGAGGAAAGGCCCUGGCGUGCACAGUAGAUGUGCGUGACGAAGCCCAAGUGAAUUUAGCUGUGUCUCAAGCAGUUAAAAAAUUCGGUGGAAUCGACAUAGUUGUUAAUAAUGCAAGUGCAAUUUCCCUCACACCAACGCUCACAACGGAAAUGAAAAAAUAUGAUCUCAUGAACCAAAUCAACGCUAGGGGAACAUUCCUUGUAUCAAAAGCAUGUCUGCCCCAUUUGUUGAAGAGUGAGAACCCACACAUCAUUAAUCUCAGUCCACCCUUGAAUUUAAAUCCACAAUGGUUUAAAAAUCAUCUCGCAUAUACGAUGGCAAAAUAUGGAAUGUCAUUCUGCGUUUUGGGGAUGGCCGAGGAAUUUAAAGACGACGGAGUAGCUGUCAAUGCUCUCUGGCCGAGGACAGCUAUUCACACGGCUGCUAUCGAGAUGUUGAGUGGGGAGGACAGUAAGAAUUACAGCAGAAAGCCGGAAAUUCUAGCUGAUGCAGCUUACGCUAUUAUCACUAAGGACAGCCGAAAAUGCACUGGAAAGUUUUUGAUUGAUGACGAGGUACUGAAGGAGGAGGGGAUCACCGAUUUGACCCCCUAUGCCUGCAAUCCAGAACACAAAGACGAAUUGAUGUUGGACUUUUUCUUGGAUAUUGAGGACUCCGAAAAAUAUAUAAAAUUACAAUCUGAGCAAAAACCAAGUGGUAAUCGGAGUGUCGAAGUUCUCUUCAAGGCAAUUGAGGCCAACAUAUCUCCAGAACUCGUGAAGAAAGUCGGUGCUAUCUACCAGUUCAACAUGACAGGGGCAGAGAAGGGCACGUGGUUCCUGGAUCUGAAGAACGGUAAUGGGGGAUUUGGAAGAGGGACUCCAACCAAUCCAGCUGAUGCUACCCUCACUAUGGAGUCGACAAAUUUCUUUGAUAUGUUUACUGGUAAAUUAAAACCAGCUACUGCAUUUCUCAUGGGAAAAUUGAAAAUUGAUGGUAAUCUGCAAACUGCAAUGAAACUUGAGAAACUCAUGACAAGUCUGAAAGCUAAACUGUAAUUGAAAAUAUGAUGACAUGGUGCAAUGCUUUUAAAAAUGUUAAAAUGGUUCCAUUUUAUUUUCUACAACUUAUAACAUAUUGUCAAAGUUCUCCAUAAAAUUUUUAUAUUUGUAAUUUUUUGUAGACUAAAUUUGAUCAAUAAAAUUCCGUUUUAUAUUA